AUGCCCACGGAUGAGCAGCUGUGCAGCUAUCAUCUGGUGAUUUCAAAAAUUGUCGCUAUGCUGGAUUCCUGUGUGCCAAAAGAGCUAGCUGGAAGCGGGGGUUGUCUGCUGGAUGUACUUCACGAGCCCGAAACACGCACCAUCCACAUCCGUUACGGGGACGGGGAUAUCAAUAAGCAAGAAGAAUCUUCCCUAGAACAAACUGAAGACAAAGAGGAAGAGUGGUUGCAAGACGAUGAAGAUGCUGAUGAUGAGGAGCUGUGUGAAGACGUUGAUCAAAGAGUGGCCGAAGAAGUCAUGGAAGAAAUUCUAGAUGGAAAGCUGGCAAUGUCGCCGGUUGAGGACGAUUUGCUGAAUUAUGGAUCUCCCGAUGCCACUGAUGAUGGUAGUGCAACAUUCGUAACGGAAUUCGCUUCACCCGAUGAUAACGACACGGAAGAAGUGAUGAUAACUGAGGAGAUAAUAGUAGAAUCGCCCGAGCCGCCUUUGAUCGCCAGCCCACCAAAGUACAAAUGCCAGUAUGUUGGUUGUCCUCACACAUUCCAGUUAGCCAAACAGUAUGCCAGUCAUCAGGAAAAGGUACAUCCGUGGUUGAUCGAGUCGAAGAUAGAACUACAAUGUAAGUACUUCAGCUGCGAGGUACGAUCGGACGACAUACAGCAGCUUCAUAUUCAUCACGCACAACAUCGAACGAAGGAAAAGUCUGCGAAAUGCCAAAAACCAAGCGAUAAAACACUGAAACCCAUCCGUGGAAGAUGUUGCGAAUAUUGCGACACGAUCCUAGAACCGAACGUGCACAUCUACUCGCAGCAUUGUCUGUCGGAGCAUGACCGCUCACCGUACGCUUGCCCCCUUUGCGACAGCCUGUUCCCUUUACAGUCGCAUCUUGAUCAGCACUUGCGAAUGCUGCAUUCCCAGGAACAGUUGGAACACGUGUUAAACCAGCGGCUAUGGCGAAAGUUUACGAUCGCUGAGCAACAGCUGGCCGAGUGUCGCUUCUGCUAUCGAGUUAUCUGUGAUCGUACCUGUGCCGUACACGCCAUACGCCAUCGAAAGGAGAUGGCACAAUCGUGUGAUCGUUGUGGCGAGGCUCACCCCUCUGCGCACUGCACGCUAUCGAAACCGGUGUACGGUUCGAGCUGGGUAAAGAAGCGCUGUCCGGAAUGCCACCGAUCAGUGUCUACCAAGAACUUCAAAGAGCACAUGGCCACCCACACGUCGGAGCGUAACUUCCCGUGUACGGUAUGCAAGAAAACUUUCAAAGUACGCCGUAAUGCAACCCGGCACAUUCAGAAUCACAUUAACGCGAGCAACCGGAAGCGACGCUGCUACGACUGUGGCCGAGUGUGCGAGAAUGAUGGGACCCUUGUGGACCAUUAUCUAGCGGAGCAUCCAGAACUUCAACCGUACCGAUGUCCGAUCUGUGAAGCAGGGUUUCAUGAGAAGCAGCUGCUGGCCGAACAUUGCCAUGCACAUACGGAUGCAGAGCGACAAAUGGUUGCGGUAAAGAACCCGGUCGUCAGCUAUGCGGUCGAGGAAGCGCGAAUUUUCGAAUGUACGCUCUGUCGGAGGAUAUUUACCACUAAGCGGGCCACGAUAGCGCAUACGAUCGUACACACGGAUCGGCCACACAUCUGCGGAUUAUGUAAUGCAUCUUUUCGGGCAUCGAGUGAGCUUACCGAUCACACGAAGGAUAUGCAUCAGUACUACAGUGAUAGGGAGCGAUAG
Molecule: messenger RNA, 1728 nt
Organism: Anopheles darlingi
Lineage: Eukaryota; Metazoa; Arthropoda; Insecta; Diptera; Culicidae
Product: zinc finger protein 320-like
Exons: 1
Coding region: 1-1728 (575 amino acids)
Biological process (GO): regulation of transcription by RNA polymerase II
Molecular function (GO): DNA-binding transcription factor activity, RNA polymerase II-specific; RNA polymerase II cis-regulatory region sequence-specific DNA binding
Source: RefSeq, a predicted model, not a curated record